AUGGAGAAAGCCUGGAAUGUCAAAUCCCAAGAACUGGACUGCAUCCUAACAGCUGGCCCGAACGUUCCCCACCACAUCUGUGAGGGAAUUAAAACAGACAAAGGGGUCCUUGUGACGUUCGGGAAAGGGAACAGAGUCAAACACAGAGAAGCCCUCUGUGAGGAAGAAACAGCGCUGAAGGAGAACCCGAGCCUCCUGUUGCUGGACUACGACGGGUCGGUGCUGCCCUUCCUCGGGGGUCUGGGCGGGGGCUACCAGCGGACCCUCGUGCUGCUCACCUGGAUCCCCGCGCUGUUCAUCGGCUUCAGCCAGUUCUCGGACUCUUUCCUCCUGGACCAGCCCAACUUCUCGUGCCGCGGGGCCGGCAAAGGCUCCGAGCUGGCAGGGGCCACCGUGACCGGCCACUGGGGCGACCUGGGCAACUGGACCAGCCCCCCGACCACCCCCUUCUCCACUGCCGCCUGGGGGGCCCCGGGCAACGGAAGCGACAGCAGCGGCGCGGACGGGGGCGACACGCCACCCCUCCCGUCCCCUCCAGACGAGGGGGACAACGCCUCCAACUGCGACUGCCACGAGUGGGACUACGGCAUCCGCACCGGCCUCGUCCAGAACGUGGUCACCAAGUGGGAUCUUGUGUGUGACAAUGCCUGGAAGGUCCAUAUCGCUAAGUUCUCCUUACUGGUUGGAUUAAUCUUUGGCUACCUAAUAACUGGAUGCAUUGCUGAUUGGGUUGGCCGUCGGCCUGUGCUGCUGUUUUCCGUCAUCUUCAUUCUGAUCUUCGGACUGACCGUGGCGCUCUCAGUGAAUGUGACAAUGUUCAGCACACUCAGGUUCUUUGAAGGAUUUUGCCUGGCUGGAAUAAUCCUCACCCUGUAUGCGAUACGAAUAGAGCUGUGUCCUCCUGGGAAACGGUUCAUGAUCACGAUGGUGGCGAGCUUUGUGGCCAUGGCAGGCCAGUUCCUCAUGCCUGGGCUGGCCGCCCUGUGCCGGGACUGGCAGGUGCUGCAGGCCCUCAUCAUCUGCCCCUUCCUCCUCAUGCUGCUCUACUGGUCGGUUUUCCCGGAGUCCCUCCGGUGGCUGAUGGCGACUCAGCAGUUUGAGGCCGCGAAGAAGCUGAUCCUGCACUUCACACAGAAGAACUGCAUAAGCCCAGAGAGCGACAUCAAGGGCGUGAUGCCAGAGCUGGAGAAGGAGCUGUCCCGGAGGCCCAAGAAGGUGUGCAUCGUGAAGGUCGUGGGAACCCGAAACCUGUGGAAGAACAUCGUGGUCCUGUGUGUGAACUCGCUGACAGGGUUCGGGAUCCACCACUGCUUUGCAAGGAGCAUGAUGGGCCACGAGGUGAAGGUGGCACUGCUGGAGAACUUCUACGCCGACUACUACACCAUGGCCAGCAUCGCGCUGGCGUCCUGCCUGGCCAUGUGCGUGGUGGUCAGAUUCCUGGGGCGCAGGGGGGGGCUGCUGCUCUUCAUGAUCCUCACUGCCCUGGCCUCCCUCCUGCAGCUCGGGCUCCUCAACCUGAUUGGAAAAUACAGCCAGCACCCAGACUCAGAACUGCAGCUGAAGUUGGCCGUAGGGAUGAGCGACAGUGUGAAGGACAAGUUCUCCAUCUCCUUCUCCAUCGUGGGCAUGUUCGCCUCCCACGCUGUCGGGAGCCUCAGCGUGUUCUUCUGUGCAGAGAUCACCCCCACGGUGAUAAGGUGCGGUGGGCUGGGGCUGGUGCUGGCCAGCGCGGGCUUCGGCAUGCUGACGGCGCCCAUCAUCGAGCUGCACAACCAGAAGGGCUACUUUCUGCACCACAUCAUCUUCGCCUGCUGCACGCUCAUCUGCAUCAUCUGCAUCCUCCUGCUGCCCGAGAGCAGAGACCAGAACCUGCCCGAGAACAUCUCCAACGGGGAGCAUUACACGCGGCAGCCGCUGCUGCCACACAAGAAGGGGGAGCAGCCGCUCCUGCUCACCAACGCUGAGCUCAAGGACUACUCGGGCCUGCACGACGUGGCCACCACCAGCGACGGGCUGCCUGAGGGCGCCACGGCCAACGGCAUGAAGUCCAUGUAGCCCCGGGCCGCCGUCCCUCGAGCCCCCGCGGGCGCCGGGCUGCGGGCACAGGCAGGGCUCCCAGCCGGGCGGACGCCUGGCGGUCAGAGUCCAGCUGCGCCGCGAAGCUCUGGGCCGGUGUGGGGGAAUUGUCUCCACGGAAGUCCAAGGAAUGGGGUGGAGGAGCAGACUCUUCGGAAAUAACCCUUCGCAGACUCGCUCUUCUGCCCUUAAAUGUUUAUAUUUAUUUUGGUCAUUUUUACCAAAAGCACUUUAUCCCCUCUCCUCUCACUGAUCAUGAAGUGGAAACACUGGCCUUGGCCAGCGAGUGAGGCAGGCCGCCCCGACAUCACCCCAGGACCUCGUGAGUGGCCGACGCUGCGGGCGUCUCCGCCCUGGGGACACGCGGCUCCGUGGACAGCGUGACAUUCACGUGGGCCUCGCAAGCCUGAAUGCACACAAAUUCGGUCUUUGCUACGGGCUGUGUGUGUUUUUUAGAGUUUGUUUCUCCCUUUCCAUGUGUAAGGUAAGAGUUUCCACCCCGUGUGCUGGGGGAAAGGGCUCCCAGACACGAGCAGAACCAGCGUAGUCUCGCUUCAGGGUCAUCCUCUGUACUUGAUGCUGAAAGCUCUUGAGGGAAACCCUAACUGAUCAGCAACGAGCCGCCGGCUCUCUGGCACCAGGCCUGCUUCACUGCGGCAAAGCUAGCGGGGACGCUGAGGUCUGGGACUCAUGCGUUUUUAUUAAACAUCCUCCCCAGAUUCAGGUCCAGCAGAAAAACUCCCCUUUCCAGUCCCAUUUAUUGCCGGCACUACUUGAAACCAUGGCUAUUUUCUGAACUGAAACACUAGGAACAUAACUGACAAGGACAGCUAAGGCAGAUCCCGGGAGCGAGGCCCUGCCCUCCCGGCGCGGUUCCCACAUCUCAAGCACACACCCAGACUCCAGCUCCUGCCGCCCCUCGUGCCCAGCACCCUUGGAGGCCGGGUCCACCUAUGUCUUCCUUCCCACCGUGGAGGUGGGGCACAGGCGGGAGGGUCCGAGGGGCCGCAGCAGGGUGAACCAAGAGAAGCAAUAACUCACCCAAGCUCAGCGCCGCCGCCCAGCUGCAAGGUUCUCGUCGUUCGCCUCCCCUCACCGGGCGGUUGGAAGGUUUCCUUCUGGCUGGCGUCUGCAGAGGACACUCAGGAUGCCGCCUGGGCUGCUGAGAAGCCAGCCUCCGCCUUCUCCCCACCGUUCCCUAGGUAGGCAGAGCUGCAGCCACUUGGUCCCUGUUCUCCCGUUUUCCCGCUAGAGCCACUGCUGCCCGCCCCCAGCCAUGUGCACAGCCCUGUGCUGCCUUCUUCUAGCGAAGUCAUCCUGAGCUCAGCUUCCUGAGACAGUCACUAGCUAGUGGAAAGGGCCGGAGCGGGUUGCUUCCACCCCGUGUUCCCCUCCGAAUCCGGCACAGACAUCCCGGAGCCUGCUGCCUGCCCGGCCAACCUGCUCCUUGCUGUCUCUACUCUCGUUCCAUGUUUCCUGUUAGUCUGAGUCACCCUUCCAAAGGCCUUUCUUUAGCUCUGUGCAGCCUUCGCGUGCCAAACUUGUGAAAUACCUUUCCCCCUUUCCAGGGUACCGGCUGCCUGGUCCCCUGGCAACAAACCCUGAUAAGGAUGGGUUGGGACACUGCAGGAGCCGUGAGCAGUCUAGAGGCCAUGCAGCCUUUAAGGAGCCUGGAAGCUGCUGCGUGCUGCUGAAACCACUAGGAGGGCAGGGUCACUGCUCUCCACCUCAGGGGAGAGGCUAGGAACCUUGGGGCUGCAGAGCUCCCCGCUUCAGCAGUCAGGGCCGAGCCAUCGUGACCAGAGGAGACACAGCUUUGAGGUGUGGGCUCAGGACAGUAUGGGUGAGGCUGACCUGCUGCAGGGCCCUGCUGGCAGCAGAGGGUCCCUGAACCUCUGGAUGAAGCGCGGCGGCAGUGGGAAGGCCUCCCUGGGGCAGAGCCUGGACGGGUGCCAGGGGAGAGGCAGCAGCUCCCCCAGAGCUGACGCACUGCCUCAGCCCCACCUCCAGCACCAGCUGCCGGAGUCCCAGUCCCGCCGGCCAAGAGGCCCGCCCAUCCCCAGGCCUGGACUCCCCACCAUCCUCCCCCCACCACCUGUACCCACCUUUUUGAUAAAAGUUAUGCACAAAUGUGAAUACCUGAGAUGGGACUGAAUAUUUCUUCUUUCUGUUCUUUUCCGGAAGUCAAUAAUAAUUCUCAUCAGAUAUCCUAAUUAGCAUCCAAUGCAAAUAGGCGAGAAAGUCUUAAGUGUGUUCGUUUUCUAAGACCCUAACUGCUUCCAACUGGAGGACAGGACUGGUAAGUUGGUUCGGCCACAGAGUGCAGAACAGACCUGGUAGAGGAAGCAGCUCAAACACAACCACUUCCUAGAGCCAAACAGAAACCCCUGAACUGGAAGUGCCAUUGGACUCUUGUGACCAUGUGACCAUCACCUCGCCCAGCCCCAGGGUGGAGGGUGGGCUGGGGGCCCAGUGUCAGCCGUCUCCUUGUUUCGGAGGACACCACCUCACUGUAAUGUAUUGUGUGUGUUGAGAAGCAGCGGUGUGUUGUCUAGUGAGGGAUGCGUCCCUACCUCUGUCCUUCCUGCAGCCAGCAGCGUGGGGCUUGAACCCAGGAACUAUGUGACUGCCUGCGCCGAGGUCCCUGUGGCCGUAUUCGUUCAUAGCACAAGCUCACACUGAGUUCUGAACUGUCGUGCACAGCUAUGUGUCUGCAUGGUGUCGCCUCUGUUGUACCUCUGGGGAAAAUUCGUAUGUAAAUGUACAGAAAUAAAAAUGUUGCCCCAUGAACAGAUUUCCUCUGGAAUGUCUUCCCUACCUCACCUGAUGGCAUCCAACGAAGGGCAUUUCACUAUCACUGCAACAAGUAAUAAAAAACCUCCCUGUUGAUUCAGA
Messenger RNA from Fukomys damarensis (Damara mole-rat), 4971 nucleotides. It is a transcript of the gene Slc22a23, whose product is annotated as solute carrier family 22 member 23. The transcript is spliced from 13 exons. Gene Ontology annotation, biological process: transmembrane transport. Gene Ontology annotation, cellular component: membrane. Gene Ontology annotation, molecular function: transmembrane transporter activity. Bases 1 to 2055 code for a protein of 684 amino acids. The record is from RefSeq and is a predicted model, not a curated record. Lineage: Eukaryota; Metazoa; Chordata; Mammalia; Rodentia; Bathyergidae.